Messenger RNA from Apiotrichum porosum, 1068 nucleotides. It is a transcript of the gene HEM15, whose product is annotated as ferrochelatase hem15. Gene Ontology annotation, biological process: heme biosynthetic process. Gene Ontology annotation, molecular function: protoporphyrin ferrochelatase activity. NCBI's taxonomy places the organism in Eukaryota, Fungi, Basidiomycota, Tremellomycetes, Trichosporonales, Trichosporonaceae. The record is from RefSeq and is a predicted model, not a curated record. The coding region runs from base 1 to 1068 and encodes 355 amino acids. The transcript is spliced from 3 exons.
AUGGGCGGCCCGUCGACUCUUCCCGAGGUUGGCGACUUCUUGUCACGUCUGUUUCACGACAACGACUUGAUUCAGCUGCCCAUGCAGCCGAUUCUCGCACCCAUCAUUGCCAAGCGCCGUACACCAAAGAUUGAAGAGCAGUACAAGGAGAUUGGUGGAGGUUCGCCCAUUCUCCGCUGGACAAAACAGCAGGGCGAGGAGAUGUGUGCACUGCUCGACGAGCUCAACCCCGAGAGCGCGCCGCACAAGCCAUACGUCGCGUUCCGUUACGCCCAGCCGCUCACCGAGACGGCCCUUGAGGAGAUGCGUGCCGACGGUGUUACCCGCGCGGUGGCGUUUACACAGUACCCCCAGUACUCUUGCAGCACGACUGGCUCGUCAUUGAACGAGCUGCUCAAGGUCGGCAAGAAGACUGGCUGGGGUGUCAACGGCGAGGUCGAGUGGUCGUUCAUUGACCGUUGGGCUGGCAACGUCGGUCUUGCGACGGCCUUUGCCGAGAACAUUCGCAAGGCUCUCGAGCAGUACCCUCCCGAGCGCCGCGACGACGUCGUCCUCAUGUUCUCGGCCCACUCGCUGCCCAUUGAAAUCGUCAACCGCGGUGACACGUACACCACCGAGGUUGCGGCCACUGUGCAGAAGGUGAUGGAGGAGCUCAACUUCUCCAACCCGUACCGCCUCACGUGGCAGUCCAAGGUCGGCCCCAAGACCUGGCAGGGCCCUCAGACCGCCCGGUCCAUCGAGGGCCUGGCCAAGCUUGGCAAGAAGGAUAUCUGCCUCGUCCCCAUCGCAUUCACCAGCGACCACAUUGAGACCCUCUUCGAGCUUGACAUUGAGGUCAAGGAGGACGCCGACAAGCUCGGCGUCACGCUCACCCGUGCCGAGUCGCUCAACGCCUCGCCCAUCUUCAUCCGUGCCCUGGCCGACAUUGCCAGCAAGCACCUGUCCGACUACAGCGCUGGCAAGAUCGGCCCUGCCAGCAAGCAGGUCGCCCUCCGUUGCCAGCAGUGCACCAACCCAAAAUGCGAGCGCACCAAGAACUGGAUCGCCAACGGUGGCAAGCUGGAAUAG